Messenger RNA from Cyclopterus lumpus (lumpfish), 1668 nucleotides. RefSeq lists its product as uncharacterized. The transcript is spliced from 14 exons. Gene Ontology annotation, cellular component: plasma membrane. Bases 16 to 825 code for a protein of 269 amino acids. The record is from RefSeq and is a predicted model, not a curated record. NCBI's taxonomy places the organism in Eukaryota, Metazoa, Chordata, Actinopteri, Perciformes, Cyclopteridae. Gene Ontology annotation, biological process: protein localization to plasma membrane; integrin-mediated signaling pathway; T cell receptor signaling pathway. Gene Ontology annotation, molecular function: protein binding.
AAGAAGGAGAACGAGAUGAAGAAGAAAUUCAAAAUCACCGGGCAGGAGGACGCCAUGUACCAGGCGAAGGUCACGGUGACCAACAAGGGACGCAAGAACGACCUGCCCGUCACCAGCGGCGACGUCGUCAGCAUCAUCCGAACCACCAGCUGCCCGAAAGGGAAAUGGCUGGCCCGGGACCGCGGCAACAAGUGUGGCUACAUCGCGGUGAAUCACGUGGAGCUGGACAUCAAGGAGAUGCUGGAGCUGGGGAAGAAGGCCGCCAACACCCGCUUGAACAACAGCAACCACGUCAUCGAGGAGGAGGACGCCCAGACGGGGAGCAGGGUCUCGAACCACUUUCCGAUAACGGUGGAAAGUUUCUCAGACGACAGCGAGGAGUGGACCGCCGACGACGAGGAACCUCUCACUCCGGCCCCUGAACCUGAAUACCCGCUGGUUUCAACCGAUCACGCCAGGACGCUCGCGACGCCAGACGUGGGAAACAACGAGCUGAGCCUGAACCACGCGCACAGUCGAAGUGACAUCAGCACAGACGACCAUGACGUCCAAGCCAGACAUCAAGCACUUCAUAAGUUGGCCACAUUCUUCCACUCACCGAAACCUAAGGAGCCAGCUGCUGCCAGCCACACUGAACCGGAAACAAGUCCUGUUCUCGUGAAGGAGGAAGAAGUUCCUUUCCACACUGAACCAGAGACAAGUCCUGUUCUCGUGAAGGAGGAAGAAGUUCCUUUGCCUGCAGCUACGUCAACGCAGGAUUUCGAUCUCACUGACAUGAUCAUUUUACCUCCUCCCGACCUGUACGCCGACUUCACGGUGGAGUGAGGACCGACCAGGACAGCCGGACGAGAAGCCGCCAGGCUGAGGAACCAGGAACCGUCUCUGCUGCCGUUGUUCUUCUCACCGUGACCCCGUGUGAGUCACCUGACACUGAGACUACCUUCAUCUUCUUGACUAUGUGACCUCAUUGACCUGGCGGCCGCCUUCGUGGAUCAGUGAGACGACGAAGAAGAGGAGCAAGACGAGGAGGACUUCCCCCACUCGAGCCUCUUUUUCUUCAUGGUGUGAAACCAGAGAGGGACAUUAUUUUUAUACCCGGUGGCUCUGAAUGACUUUGAACCUCGGACCGAGGAUCCAAAGGAAAGGGACUUACCACCUGCCGACAGGCUUCAUGUGAAAAUACCAGAUGUAUAUUUAAAGUGGUGGAAAUAAGGGGAGCGCAAUGGGAAAUGUGUAUUUCCCAUCAGACCAGUCAUUUUCCUCCAUGUUUUCAUUUAAUAGUCUUUCUUCUGUCAGGUUGUCAGAUCCUCCGUGUGUGUCCUAAACACUUGUUACCAGUUCACAGUGUUGGUGGCAAAGGGGCAAUAUCUCAAUAUAACUGAUGAAAACGUAUUAAUGAACAAAGACUUAAAGGAGCAGUGUGUAGGAUCUAGUGACCUCUGGUGGCGAGGUUGUAGAUUGCAACCAACUGAAUGCCACUCGGCUCAGGCCUCCCAUUUCUGAGCGUGUUGGAGAACUACUGUGACCUUUAGGUAACCAGGCGACCUCUGUUUCUGAAAGGUUAAGCCAACGCAGGAGUGUCUUAACUCUGCGUUCUCUCUACUGGCCACCAGGGGGCGACUCUUCUGGUUGUAUAGGAGUCUAUGAUUCAUGUGUUAAAGCUGCGUU